AUGUCCAUGUAUCUGUGCUUGGACGUAUUCUGCGAGCAACAAGCAAGGGCCGCCGAGGUGGCGGCCCUGAACGAGAGCUGUGUCGGGUCGGGCAUGCGUGCGCUUCCUCCGAUUUCUAUCGUGUCCAACUACACGGCGGGCGACAUUGAGAGGCUGCGACACAUCAGGCUCGACGAGACGUUUGCGCCCAACGACACGGUCAAGGAAGUCGUGCUGCCCGCUUCUGAGCUUCACAAAGCCUGGUUUGAUACCUUGGACGCCAUCAAAUAUGUCAAGCACUACCACUUUUUGUACGGCUCUUUCAUGAUCAUGUUUUGGAUCGUCGUGGUGGCCCUGGGCGUCGGGAACAGAGUCGUGCUCGGAUCCAUUCGUUUCCUGAAGACGUACCGACUGUGCCGUGGACACCGCUCCGAGACGGCAACGUGGAUGAGGCGGAGGAUUCUGCUACCGGCCACUUUUGGAUACAGAUGCGCCACGGAGGUGUGGUGCGGGACGAUUCCUCCUCGGAUGCAGAGCCUCACCAUUGCUGCGUUUGCAAUCGCGAACCUCGCCUUCAGCAUGUACGGGUACAAAAUCACACCCGUCAAUCUUUAUUUCCCGUCGCCUUUGCGGCAAUGGCUACGCUAUGUUUCUGACCGGACGGGCAUUAUUUCUUUUGCCAACUUUCCUGUCAUUUGGCUCUUUGGCAUGCGUAACAACUUUGCUAUUUGGCUGACGGGAUGGGACUUUGGCACGUACAACAACUUUCAUCGCUGGGUUGCGAGGAUCGCAACGCUCCAGGCUGUUGUUCAUUCGGUGGGAUAUACGGCGCUCAUUCUGUACAACGGCGGGUGGACGUAUUUUGCUUCAUGGUGGAGGCGAACGUUCUGGGUAGCUGGCGAAGUGGCGACGGUGUUUAUGUGUGCCUUGAUAGCUUGCUCCGUCUACUGGCUACGGCGCCAAAGGUACGAGCUGUUUCUCGUGUUGCACAUUGGCAUGUCCGCAGUCGUCCUGGUCACUAUGCUCGGCCAUGUGUCUAUUUUCAACGGCCAUUUUGACGCCUUUUUCUGGAUCCCCGUGUUCCUGUGGAUAUUUGACAGAGUCCUACGCAUCCUCCGAAUCGUCUUUUUCAACCCGACGCUAAAGCCGACUGUCGCCACCGCCACGUACAGUCUGUCCACAAACAUUGUGCGGCUCCAUGUUCCCUGUCGUUUCAGAGCGUACAAAGUUCGACCCGGGACGUAUUGUUAUCUCUCAGUCAUCGACGACGAACGAUUCUGGGAAAGCCACCCUUUCACUGUGGCAUCUGUUUCCGACUCCAGCCCGCCAGGCAAAUCCUUUGGCGAACAAGCCCCUCUCCUCGAAUCCGGUGUCGUCAACGCAGAGUAUCAGGAGACUGCCGAGCCAGACUCGAGGCUUCUCCUAUUCCUCAUCAGGCCAUACGACAGCUUCACGUCUCGACUGAGAGAUCUGGCUGCCAAGGAGUCCCCGCAACCAGCGUCACUGCGGGUGCUGAUGGACGGGCCAUACGGACACAGCCAGCCGCUACACCAAUUCGACCACGUCCUGUUCGUUGUGGGGGGCAGUGGCAUCGUCGUGCCCCUCUCCUAUCUCAAGGUCCUGACGGGAUGUAACAAGCAAACAACGUCUACCCACGUUCACUGGGCCACGCGGGAGCCAGACUUCGCAGCAGACGUUCUUUCGAAUGACGUGGGAGAGGCUCUUGGCGACGCGAGUCUCGCCAUCGACCUGUACUUCUCUGCCGAGACGGAGAGAAACAUGGGCGCGGACAUACCACCAAAAGUGUCGCGACAUUACGGGCGGCCGAACGCGAGGGCGAUUAUCCUCGCGGCUGCGGAAGACGCAGGCGAAUGCAGUCUGGCGGUUGUUGCAUGUGGCCCAGCCAGGAUGGCAGACGACGCCAGAAGGGCUGUCGUACAAGGCUUGGCCACUUUUCCGUGUCAGAUGGAAUACUUCGAAGAGAGCUUCAGAUGGUAG
This is a messenger RNA of Metarhizium album ARSEF 1941, 1977 nucleotides long. RefSeq names its product ferric-chelate reductase. The record is from RefSeq and is a predicted model, not a curated record. Lineage: Eukaryota; Fungi; Ascomycota; Sordariomycetes; Hypocreales; Clavicipitaceae. Gene Ontology annotation, molecular function: ferric-chelate reductase activity. Bases 1 to 1977 code for a protein of 658 amino acids. Gene Ontology annotation, cellular component: plasma membrane. The transcript has 6 exons. Gene Ontology annotation, biological process: iron ion transport; copper ion import; intracellular iron ion homeostasis.